Messenger RNA from Ochotona curzoniae (black-lipped pika), 4776 nucleotides. RefSeq names its product adhesion G protein-coupled receptor B1 (gene ADGRB1). The record is from RefSeq and is a predicted model, not a curated record. Gene Ontology annotation, molecular function: G protein-coupled receptor activity. Gene Ontology annotation, biological process: cell surface receptor signaling pathway; G protein-coupled receptor signaling pathway; negative regulation of angiogenesis. The coding region runs from base 55 to 4776 and encodes 1573 amino acids. The transcript is spliced from 30 exons. NCBI's taxonomy places the organism in Eukaryota, Metazoa, Chordata, Mammalia, Lagomorpha, Ochotonidae. Gene Ontology annotation, cellular component: plasma membrane.
UGGCCCACGCCUGCCUGCCCAGCCCGCAGAUCCCCGGCGGCCCCGUGAGCUAGGAUGAGGGGCCAGGCCGCAGCCCCGGGCCUUCACUGGCUCCCCCGCCUGCUGCUGUCCCUGACGCUGCUGUUGCCGUUGGGGCGCCAGGCGGGCUCGGCCGCUGUGUCCGAGGCAGGGCUGGAGCCGUGCGCCACACUGGUGCAAGGCAAGUUCUUCGGCUACUUUUCGGCGGCUGCUGUGUUCCCGGCCAAUGCGUCCCGCUGCUCCUGGACCCUGCGCAACCCUGACCCGCGGCGUUAUACCCUCUACAUGAAGGUGGCCAAGGCGCCUGCGCCCUGCAGCGGCCCGGGCCGCGUCCGCACCUACCAGUUUGACUCCUUCCUGGAGUCCACCCGCACCUACCUGGGCGUGGAGAGCUUCGACGAGGUGCUGCGGCUCUGUGACGCUGCAGCCCCCCUCGCCUUCCUGCAGGCCGGCAAGCAGUUUCUGCAGAUGCAAUGGCAACAGCCACCCCUGGAUGCUGAGCCUGGGCCCCUGGACGGACCCCCGGGGCCCAGUGACGACUUCUCCGUGGAGUACCUGGUUGUAGGCAAUCGGAACCCCAGCCGUGCCGCCUGUCAGAUGCUGUGCCGCUGGCUUGACGCCUGCCUGGCCGGCAGCCGCAGUUCACACCCCUGCGGCAUCAUGCAGACCCCGUGUGCCUGCCUGGGCGGCGAAGCUGGCAGCGUGGCCUCAGGCCCCCCGGGGCCCCACGGGGACGUCUGUCUGCGGGAUGGUGCCAGCGGAGGCCCCGAGAACUGCCUCACCAGCCUGACCCAGGAGCGGGCAGGGCACGGAGCCGCGGGUGGCUGGAAGCUGUGGUCCCUGUGGGGCGAGUGCACGCGGGACUGUGGGGGAGGCCUGCAGACGCGGACGCGCACCUGCCUACCCGCGCCCGGCGUCGACGGUGGCGGCUGCGAGGGGGUGCUGGAGGAAGGCCGCCUGUGCAACCGCAAGGCCUGCGGGCCCGCUGGACGCAGCAGCUCCCGGAGCCAGUCCCUGCGGUCCACCGACGCCCGACGGCGGGAGGAGCUGGGGGACGAGCUGCAGCACUUCGGGUUCCCGUCUUCCCAGACCGGUGACCCGGCGGCCGAGGAGUGGUCUCCGUGGAGUGUGUGCUCCAGCACGUGCGGCGAGGGCUGGCAGACGCGCACGCGUUUCUGCGUGUCGUCCUCUUACAGCACGCAGUGCAGUGGACCCCUGCGGGAGCAGCGGCUGUGCAACAACUCGGCCGUGUGUCCAGUGCACGGCGCCUGGGACGAGUGGUCGCCCUGGAGCCUUUGCUCCAGCACGUGCGGCCGCGGCUUCCGGGACCGCACGCGCACCUGCAGGCCCCCCCAGUUUGGAGGCAACCCCUGCGAGGGUCCCGAGAAGCAAACCAAGUUCUGCAACAUUGCCCUGUGCCCGGGCCGGGCAGUGGACGGAAACUGGAACGAGUGGUCCAGCUGGAGCACCUGCUCCGCCAGCUGCUCCCAGGGCCGGCAGCAGCGCACGCGCGAAUGCAACGGGCCCUCGUAUGGCGGCGCCGAGUGCCAGGGCCACUGGGUGGAGACGCGAGACUGCUUCCUGCGGCAGUGCCCAGUGGACGGCAAAUGGCAGGCCUGGGCCACGUGGGGCGGCUGCAGUGCCACCUGCGGGGGCGGCAGCCAGCGGCGGGAGCGGCUGUGCUCCGGACCCUUCUUUGGAGGAGCAGCCUGCCAGGGUCCGCAGGAUGAAUUCCGGCAGUGCAGCACCCAGCGGUGUCCAGAGCCCCAUGAGAUAUGUGAUGAGGACAGCUUCGGCGCCGUGGUCUGGAAGGAGACGCCGGCGGGGGAGGCGGCUGCGGUCCGGUGUCCCCGAAAUGCCACUGGCCUCAUCCUGCGGCGCUGUGAGCUGGAUGAGGAGGGCAUCGCCUACUGGGAGCCUCCCACCUAUAUCCGCUGCGUCUCCAUCGACUACCGCAACAUCCAGAUGAUGACCCGGGAGCACCUGGCCAAGGCCCAGCGGGGGCUGCCUGGGGAGGGUGUCUCAGAAGUGAUCCAGACGCUGGUGGAGAUCUCCCAGGAUGGCACCAGCUACAGCGGGGACCUGCUCUCGACCAUCGACGUGCUGCGGAACAUGACGGAGAUCUUCCGGAGGGCCUAUUACAGCCCCACGCCAGGAGACGUGCAGAACUUUGUGCAGAUCAUCAGCAACCUGCUGGCAGAGGAGAACAGAGACAAGUGGGAGGAGGCCCAGCUGAUGGGCCCCAACGCCAGGGAGCUGUUCCGGCUGGUGGAGGACUUUGUGGAUGUCAUUGGCUUCCGCAUGAAGGACCUGCGGGACGCGUACCAGGUGACUGACAACCUAGUCCUCAGCAUCCACAAGCUUCCAGCCAGCGGUGCCACGGACAUCAGCUUCCCCAUGAAGGGCUGGCGGGCCUCAGGCGACUGGGCCAAGGUCCCCGAGGACAGGGUCACUGUGUCCAAGAGUGUCUUCUCCACGGGGCUGGCAGAGGCUGACGACUCGUCUGUGUUCGUGGUUGGCACCGUGCUCUACCGGAACCUGGGCAGCUUCCUGGCCUUGCAGAGGAACACAACCGUCCUGAACUCCAAGGUCAUCUCGGUGACUGUGAAACCCCCUCCUCGCUCCCUGCUCACCCCCUUGGAGAUCGAGUUUGCCCACAUGUACAACGGUACCACCAACCAGACCUGCAUCCUGUGGGAUGAGACCGAUACACCCUCCUCCUCCGCCCCCCCGCAGCUCGGGCUCUGGUCGUGGCGCGGCUGCCGCACGGUGCCUCUCGACGCCCUCCGGACGCGCUGCCUGUGUGACCGGCUCUCCACCUUCGCCAUCUUAGCCCAGCUCAGCGCUGACGCGAACAUGGAGAAGGCGGCAGGGCCUUCUGUGACACUUGUCGUGGGCUGUGGCGUUUCCUCUCUCACCUUGCUCCUCUUGGUCAUCAUCUACGUGUCUGUGUGGAGGUACAUUCGCUCGGAGCGGUCCGUCAUCCUCAUCAACUUCUGCCUGUCCAUCAUCUCUUCCAACGCCCUCAUCCUCAUCGGGCAGACCCAGACCCGCAACAAGGUGAUGUGCACGCUGGUGGCGGCCUUCCUGCACUUCUUCUUCUUGUCGUCCUUCUGCUGGGUGCUCACCGAGGCCUGGCAGUCCUACAUGGCCGUCACUGGCCGUCUCCGGAACCGGCUCAUUCGCAAGCGCUUCCUCUGCCUUGGCUGGGGGCUCCCUGCGCUGGUCGUGGCCAUUUCUGUGGGGUUCACCAAGGCCAAGGGGUACAGCACCGUGAGCUACUGCUGGCUGUCCCUGGAGGGAGGACUGCUCUACGCCUUCGUGGGACCGGCCGCAGCCGUGGUGCUGGUCAACAUGGUGAUUGGGAUCCUGGUGUUCAACAAGCUUGUGUCCAAAGAUGGCAUCACCGACAAGAAGCUGAAAGAGCGGGCAGGGGCCUCCCUCUGGAGCUCCUGCGUGGUGCUGCCGCUGCUGGCGCUGACCUGGAUGUCGGCCGUGCUCGCCGUCACCGACCGCCGCUCCGCCCUCUUCCAGAUCCUCUUUGCCGUCUUCGAUUCCCUCGAGGGGUUCGUCAUCGUCAUGGUUCACUGCAUCUUGCGGAGAGAGGUCCAGGACGCCGUCAAGUGCCGUGUGGUGGACCGCCAGGAAGAGGGCAACGGGGACUCAGGGGGCUCCUUCCAGAACGGCCACGCGCAGCUCAUGACGGACUUCGAGAAGGAUGUGGAUCUGGCCUGUAGAUCAGUGCUAAAGAAGGACAUUGCCGCCUGCCGCACGGCCACCAUCACGGGGACGCUCAAGCGGCCGUCACUGCCCGAGGAGGAGAAGCUGAAGCUGGCCCACGCCAAGGGGCCGCCCCCCAACUUCAACAGCCUGCCGGCCAACACCUCCAAGCUGCAGCUGCACGGCUCGCCCCACUACCCCAGCGGGCCGCUGCCCGACUUCCCCAGCCACUCGCUGACGCUCAAGAAGAGCAAGGCGCCCAAGUCCUCCUUUGCGGGGGACGGCGACAUCUUCAAGAAGCUGGACUCGGAGCUGAGCCGGGCCCAGGAGAAGGCCCUGGACACCAGCUAUGUGAUCCUGCCCACGGCCACGGCCACCCUCAGGCCCAAGCCCAAGGAGGAGCCCAAAUACAGCGUCACCAUCGAUCAGAUGCCCCAGACGCGACUCAUCCACCUUAGCAUGGCGCCGGACAGCGGCUUCCCCACGCGCAGCCCGCCCGCGCGCGAGCCCCCGGAGGCGCCCCCCGCCCAGCCCCCGCCCCCGCCGCCCCCACCGCCCCCGCCGCCCCAGCAACCCCUGCCCCCACCGCCCGCCCUGGAGCCGGCACCCCCCAGCCUGGGGGAGCCGGGGGAGCCCGGGGCGGGCUCUGGGGCCAAGAGCGAAAACGUGGCCACCCUGUCCGCGAGCUCCCUGGAGCGGCGGAAAUCGCGGUAUGCAGAGCUGGACUUUGAGAAAGUCAUGCACACUCGGAAGCGACACCAGGACAUGUUCCAGGACUUGAACCGGAAGCUGCAGCACACGGUCGAGAAGGAGAAGGAGGCGCUGGGCGCGGACGGCAAGCCGGAGAAGCAGCAGACGCCCAACAAGCGGCCGUGGGAGAGCCUGCGGAAGGCCCACGGCGCGCCGGCCUGGGGCAAGGAGCUGGAGCCGCUGCCGCCGCCGGCGCCGCUGGAGCUGCGCAGCGUCGAGUGGGAGAAGGCGGGCGCCACCAUCCCGCUCGUGGGCCAGGACAUCAUCGACCUCCAGACGGAGGUGUGA